AUGUUGAUGAUCUGUGGCAUCAUCAUCACUGUCAUCAUGGAAGCGUCCGGUCAUAGCUGGGUGAUCAAUCUGGUCGGUGACAUCAAGGCUGGCCUGCCAAGGAUAGGUAUGACUACACAUCAGCAUCCCGACCAGUAUUAUGCGCGACCGAUGUGUCCCUUGUCAACCCUGGAUCAGUGCAUGGGGUUGCCACCACCAUAUAAGCCUCUCGAUGAGAGCUCUCUCCGCCCAUGCAGACGCGCUGGCUCUUCCGGUGCAACCAAUAUGCAGCAACGUGCUGAGGUUACCCGUGGGUCGAAACUACACGUCUCCUGGAUGGGCAACGGACACACUAACUCUGUCUCUGAUGGUACCUGCAUUGUAUUCAAGAUGGCUCCAUACAACGAAGACCCUUCAUGGGAGGAUUUCUCCGUGUUGGAGGAGUGUCUACCAUUUUAUCAGAAGAACGUUUCUAAAGACUCGACCUCCGCUGAUAUCACCAUUCCGGCUGAUACCGCGCCCGGGCUCUACACCGUUCUCUAUAUGUGGUCCAAAUUUGACGGUGUUUAUUAUGCUACUUGUUCGGAUAUAGUCGUACAUUAG
Messenger RNA from Perkinsus marinus ATCC 50983, 582 nucleotides. RefSeq lists its product as hypothetical. NCBI's taxonomy places the organism in Eukaryota, Perkinsozoa, Perkinsida, Perkinsidae. The transcript has 4 exons. The coding region runs from base 1 to 582 and encodes 193 amino acids. The record is from RefSeq and is a predicted model, not a curated record.